Molecule: messenger RNA, 631 nt
Organism: Sphaeroforma arctica JP610
Lineage: Eukaryota; Ichthyosporea; Ichthyophonida
Exons: 4
Coding region: 85-498 (137 amino acids)
Biological process (GO): mitochondrial electron transport, cytochrome c to oxygen
Cellular component (GO): mitochondrial inner membrane
Source: RefSeq, a predicted model, not a curated record
GUUUUAUAAGUUUAGUAGAUUAGACAGCAUCCCCUUCGCAUACACGUUUAGAACAGUAUAGCUGCCAUCUCGUGAAGUAGAAAUAUGAACGCACUUGUCGCCUUCAGGGCUUUGGCCCCCGUUAUGAGCUCGUCCAUGCGAACCGCUGCAGGACCCUCAGUGGUUGUUGCGAAGCGCUUCGCCCAUCACGAAGAAUAUGGAGAUGCGUGGAACAAGAAGUGGGUUCAGUUCUUCGAGGCCGAGAAUAUCAGAAAGAAGGUCUUACACCGUGGAUUGAACGAUGUGUUCGCACACGAUUUGGUACCUGAGGUCGAGAUUCUGGUGGCUGCUAUCGAGGCUUCCCGUCGUGUCAACUCCUUCGGAACAUCUGUCCGUAUCAUGGAGGGUCUUCGAGAGAAGGUCGCUACCCAGGCCGAUUACGAUUACAUGAUCGAGCAACUUCGACCCACCCUAGACAAGAACGGAGUCUCCACACCCGAAGAACUUGGUUUCCAGUAGACGGUUAUCUGACAGUCGUUUAUGCUACCGGUAUCGAUGGCAGAUUUUCCCGAUCUGUUGCUGCCGAGUACUGGUAGAAGUAGUUAGGUCGUACGGGACACAAUAAAGAGUUGACAUGAAAAUAUGACGAUAA